Gamsiella multidivaricata is the source of this 1670-nucleotide messenger RNA. Its product is annotated as kinetochore complex Sim4 subunit Fta1-domain-containing protein. The transcript has 7 exons. The coding region runs from base 160 to 1422 and encodes 420 amino acids. Lineage: Eukaryota; Fungi; Mortierellomycota; Mortierellomycetes; Mortierellales; Mortierellaceae. The record is from RefSeq and is a predicted model, not a curated record.
CUGUGCAUGCUGAGUAGGACGAGUAGAAAUAGAGCGGAUGAACAAAUGAAUAAAAACAAACAGGCCCUCUUGUGUAGAAUAACAGAAUAGCAGCAGAGUGAAGAAUGAGCAAUCGAGCGGAGACCCCUCCUGAAGAGCGAGUGAAUCGUGACUGGUCCAAUGCGCAAAUGGUGGCAAAAGAAGAAGAGUGCCUUUGGUCCGUCUGAGAGCGUUGUUUGCUCAUCUCCCAUGGCGACUCAGGCACAUACCCUUCGACGCGAUCCGACAGUGGACCCAGCUGCUGCAGCUCGAAACAGAGCCUUAGCCAGCACCAGUGUGCUCGACCGACCCAGGACGCGAGACGUCCUUCAUACUGUCAUUCGAUCCUCAUCUCUUCUGAACGAGACACGACCUGAUUCAACCCAACAACGCACAGCUGCUUCUCAGCGGGAACUAGCAGGCACCGAGGAGCCAUCAACGGUGCCCAGCUCGUCGUUGUUCAACAAGACAUGGAACUUUCACAAGACAACGCCAUUCUACGACUUCAACCCAUUACAACACAGAACCUAUGCAGAGGAACUUCUUACCUAUAUCGCAGCCAACGCCCGGAAUCUUACAUCCUCUGCCUUGGCUGAACAGACCCAGGAUGGAUCGUUGACCUUUGUGAACGGAAACCGCCUUUUUCCUGGUCAGAUUGACAACGCAGGACGCAACAUUACCGAAACUUUGGAUGAUCCUGGCGACAUUAAGAAGGUGGAGAUUCAGCAGCUGAUUCUGGACCACGAGAAAGACGGUGAAGAGAGGACUCGUUCUGCACUGGGUUCGAUCAUGAUCACUAUUAACGUGAGACCAAAAGGCAAAUCGCAUGAGCAGACGUAUCACUGUGCGGUCUUGUUGGACCAACAGCCUGGACACAAUCAGAGCUCCAAUUCAGCUUUCGCCAAUUUCAACUUAGUCUUGAUCAAGUCGCCGGUAGUAAUCGGCCAAUUGGUUAUUCAAUGGCUGGAACGGAGAUUUGAUUGCAGAAUCUGUCGACUACUGCUUCAGCCCUAUGAGCUGCGAAAGAUUGUUGACACUUCCCUGGACGCCAUGUACAACCAUGUACAAGGACGAGAUGACAGGAGAACGAGGGCAAUUGAACUGCAUUACGUAUUUCCAGAAAGCGUCGACAGCUUGAAAUCAAUAUCAAUAUCUCUGCUUCCAGAGGAGGCACGGCAGCUUCUCGUCAGUCGUGAGGAAGGAUCGAAUGCUGGAUUUCUAGACGGCGUCGAGGCGCAUUGUUCGGACAGUAUGCAGAUUGACUUUGGUCGCCUGACCUUGACCAGGGCAGGCUGCUCCGCUUGGUACCUCGCAAGCGAAGGAAAAGCCAAGAUCUUUCCCUUGAUUGCAGACCGGCAUUCCUUGAUAGAUUUUAUCCGCGAGAUUGGAAAGUGUGGGACGUGAUCUCUUAAUCUCAAGCACUCGUCCUACCACACUCCAUGCCGUCCAGAAUCACUGCUCUGUCGCGUUUGAUACCUGUAUCGUUAGGGGUUGCUGUUGCCUGAAGUACUUUAAUUUGAGACUACUUGUAACAUAGUAAAGGCUUACUGAGCAAUGCAUCUAUUCGUCCCUGGAUCGCGUCAUGAUCUAAAGCAGAAAUGAAAAUGAAGAUUAGAAAGAUAGAUGCAGCAAAUAAAUGGCAUGCAUAUCGU